ACAUGAAUCUUGGCUAUGCUAUAAACGUAGCCGACGCGCUAACAUAAUAAACGCGUUGUCAUUUAUUUGUGGUAACGCUGGCAUUUUUCUGCUAGCGUCUUUCAGUCUUGUUAGUUGUUUUUAAAGCUCAUUUUUUAUUUAAAAAAGGCGUAUUUUAACUGAAGAUGGGUGUCCCUGCGUUUUUCCGCUGGCUGAGUCGGAAGUAUCCGUCUAUAAUUGUACACUGCGUGGAGGAGAAGUCUAAAGAGUGCAAUGGAGUCCGCAUACCUGUUGAUACGACAAAACCCAACCCAAACGAGGUGGAGUUUGAUAAUCUCUAUUUGGACAUGAAUGGAAUCAUCCACCCAUGUACACACCCUGAAGACAAGCCUGCACCCAAGAAUGAAGAUGAAAUGAUGGUUGCAAUUUUUGAGUACAUUGACCGGCUCUUCAACAUCGUUAGACCACGAAGAGUUCUUUACAUGGCAAUCGAUGGUGUCGCUCCUCGUGCCAAAAUGAACCAGCAGCGUUCCAGGCGAUUCAGGGCCUCCAAAGAAGGAGUGGAGCUCACUGAAGAAAAAAAGAGAAUGAGGGAGGAAAUUUUUCAGAGGGGUGGUUACCUGCCUCCUGAAGAAAUAAAAGAGCGGUUUGACAGCAACUGCAUCACUCCGGGCACAGAGUUCAUGGACAACUUGGCCAAAUGUUUGCGCUACUACAUUGCAGACAGACUGAGCAAUGAUCCUGGAUGGCGGAAUGUCACAGUCUUUCUCUCUGAUGCCAGUGUUCCUGGAGAAGGGGAACAUAAGAUCAUGGAUUUCAUCAGGAGGCAGAGAGCUCAGCCCAAUCAUGACCCUAAUACACACCACUGUCUCUGUGGUGCUGACGCUGAUCUAAUUAUGUUGGGUCUGGCAACACAUGAGCCCAACUUCACCAUCAUCCGAGAGGAAUUCAAGCCUAACAAACCCAGACCAUGUUCCCUGUGUGGACAGAUUGGACAUGAAAUUAAAGAGUGCCAGGGUGUGGCCAGGGAGAAGAAAGGGGAGCAUGAUGAAUUUGCUGACACAGUGCCAGUAUCUGAGCAGGAGUUUAUAUUCAUUCGAUUGUCCGUACUGCGUGAGUAUCUGGAGCGAGAGCUGACCAUGGCCAGUCUGCCUUUUCCCUUUAACUUUGAGAGGAGUGUUGAUGACUGGGUUUUCAUGUGCUUCUUUGUGGGAAAUGAUUUUCUGCCCCACCUGCCUUCUUUAGAAAUCAGAGAGGGCGCCAUUGACCGGCUUGUGGGUAUUUACAAAGACGUUGUGCACAGGACUGGGGGAUACCUCACAGAAAAUGGUUAUGUCAACCUGGAGAGAGUGGAGCUCAUCAUGCAGGCUGUGGGAGUUGCUGAGGACAACAUAUUCAAGAAGCGUAAAGAGGAUGAGGAAAAUUUCAAAAGGAGAGCCAAGGAAAAAAAGAAACGAAUGAAGGCAGAAAGGGGUCCGGCAUUUGUCACGGGAGGUCAGUUUGCCCCUCAUGCAUUGGGAGGACGAGACCGGCCGAUGCCUGUGCACAACGCUCGCCAUACGGCAUAUGAUAUGAGAAUGCAGGGCAGCAACUACCAGCAGAACAAGGAUGCUGCCAAUUCUAUAAAAGCCAUGUUGAGAAAUGGGGGAAAGGAUUCCGCAGGGCCGAGCGACAGCAUGGACAGCCACGGUGUAAAGAGGAAAGCAGAAGACAGCGACAGUGAGCCGGAGCCUGAAGAUAACGUCAGGUUGUGGGAGGCAGGCUGGAAGCAGCGGUACUACAAAACCAAAUUUGACGUGGAUGAGACUGAUGAUGAAUUUCGUAAAAAGGUGGUCAAGGCUUAUGUGGAGGGCCUCUGCUGGGUUCUUAGAUACUACUACCAGGGCUGUGCAUCCUGGAAGUGGUACUUUCCAUUCCACUAUGCACCGUUUGCAUCCGACUUCAAAGAUAUCAAGGACAUGUUCUCAGAGUUUGAAAAAGGGACCAAGCCGUUCAAACCACUAGAGCAGCUGAUGGGAGUGUUUCCUGCUGCCAGUGGGAACUUCCUGCCACCAACAUGGAGGGAACUGAUGUCAGACCCCGAUUCCCCCAUCAUUGACUUCUAUCCCGAAGACUUUGCGAUCGAUUUGAAUGGAAAGAAAUAUGCCUGGCAGGGUGUCGCCUUGUUGCCAUUUGUUGAUGAACGCAGGCUGCGGGCAGCCUUGGAAAAGGUCUAUCCUGAUUUAAGUCCAGAUGAAGUCAGAAGGAAUAGUCUGGGCAGCGAUGUGGUUUUUGUGGGGAAAUCCCACCGUCUGUGUGACUUCAUCCAGGAACUCUAUAGAUCAGAAUCUCUUGAAAGCACUGAGAUUCCUCCAGAGCUGUGCUUUGGGAUCCAAGGUAUAUUAUCUCUUGAUGAAGAUCCUAUUCUACCAGAUAAACCUGUAGAAUCUCCAAUCCCCAUGCUGAGGGAUAUUCCAUGCAGCAGUGCAAUUGGAAUUAAGUUCAAGGAUCCACAGUAUGAAGACGGUUACGUGUUCAAGGCGGUCACCCUUCCUGGGGCGAAGUUUCCCCAUAAAGUGUUGAAGCCUGAUGACUGGGAAAGGUCUAACAGGCAACCAUGGAGACCCCAACUGGGCUUUAAUCCCAACCGCCAGCAGAUGCACCUGGACCAGUCUGCCUUCAGGACUCUGGGUCAUCAUACGAACAGUCAUCAACAAGGAGGUGGUCAGCAUGGCCACAGGCCCCCUCGAGUCGCCCCGAACAUGGGCGGGCUGUACAGCAAUGCCCCGCCCCCCAGUAUAUAUCACCAAGGGAACUAUCGGCCACCUCUCCGAGACCACCAGCAUUCCAGGCAGCAGGGAUUUCCGAGAAAUGCACUGCCAUCUCAUCCACAGCAGUACCCACGGCCUCAGCACAGUGCUCAUGGAUGGGAUCGUGCAAUGCAGGCUCAAGUCUCUGCGUAUCAGCACAACAUGCAGAGAGGUCGUGGAGGAGCAGGUGGUUUUCAGCAGCCCAUGCAACGCCGAGAUGAUCGCCGACCACAGGAGGGUUAUAAUUCGUCAAGGAGUUACGGCCUGCCUCCACCUGCAAGGCGCUACAACUGGAACUGAAUCAUUAGCCCUUUGUAAAGGAGAUCUCGGUGUCUCCCUCUCCUUUUUUCUCGAAAUGUAACUUGUUUUUGGUGGGCUGGUAAUUUGUUUUUAAAAAAAAAAGUGGGGGGGAAACUCUGGUUUUACUCAGUAUAACAGGUUUUUAUGUACUGAUUUUGUAAUUCCUGUUAAAUUUAAGAAAUACACAAGAAUGAAAUGCA
Molecule: messenger RNA, 3268 nt
Organism: Pangasianodon hypophthalmus (striped catfish)
Lineage: Eukaryota; Metazoa; Chordata; Actinopteri; Siluriformes; Pangasiidae
Gene: xrn2
Product: 5'-3' exoribonuclease 2
Exons: 31
Coding region: 165-3068 (967 amino acids)
Biological process (GO): nuclear-transcribed mRNA catabolic process
Cellular component (GO): nucleus
Molecular function (GO): RNA binding; 5'-3' RNA exonuclease activity
Source: RefSeq, a predicted model, not a curated record